GGUUAAGCGACAGUGGCACUAGUAUUUGCUUGAGUCAUUUAUAACUAUAUUUUUACGGUUUUUAUUCAUUUAUGUGAAAUUAUAUGGUAAUAAUAAUAAUAAUAAUGUAAAAUAAUGUUAAUAGUAAUAAUAAAAAUAAUAAUACAUUUUAUUUAAAAGCGCCUUUCAGAACACCCAAGGUCACUUGACAGAAAACACUUAAUAAAAUACAAACAACAAUAAAACCCAAACAAGAAAGAAAAAAAAAACAAAGAGAGAAACAGUUCAAUAAAAUCAGAGGACGUAGGCAGAUUUAAACAUGUGUGUUUUGAGUUUUGUUUUGAAAAGGGUAAAACUGUCGAUGCUCCUGAUGUCUGGGGGAAGUGAUUUCCAGAGACGAGGAGCAGAGCGGCUGAAAGCUCUGCUCCGAGACGGGCAGAAGGAACCGCAAGAUGGAUGGAAGAAGAAGAUCUGAGAGAACGGGAUGGGGUGUGAAUACUUAUAAGGUCUGAGAUACAUGGAGGAGAGAGGUUGUGGAUUGCUAAACAUGUAUGCUGAUAAUAACUUUUCUUUGAAACAGCUUCAUGCUUAUGAGAAUUUAUUUAGUUAUCUAGUAUUUUCAGUUGUGUUGUAUAUAAAGUAUAGCGACAGAAAUAUGCUAUUGAUCAGCCAGUUAAAGGGUUAAAGAAAGCAAAAGGGACACUUUCCUGAUGUGUUUAGAAAAUGUCGUUUUUAUUUUUAAUAAUUAUUUAAUUAUUUAUCCAUUUUUUUAUGGUUUUGUUUUUUAAAAUGUUAUUAAACCAGGAAAUUUACUGACUUCAAAUAAACCCUUUUCAAGAUUGCUCCUGCCAAUAGUAUCAUGGUCUGCGUCUGCGUCUCCCCUCAUGUGUCUCCUUGUGUUCUCCAUCCCUAUAGGUUCUCUUUUGUGUCUCCCAGCGCCCUCAUGUAUCCUUGUUCUGCUUCUUCCUCAUGUGUCCUGGUGUUCUCCAUUUUUCCCCAGAUCUUCAGCCCUCUAGGUUUCCCUCCUCAAGAUAUCCCCCUCCCAGUUCCUGUGCUUCCGUGGCCCCUUUAGUCAUGCCCCUGUAGCUUUUCUUUCUGUAGUGUUUUUCCUUUAGUUUCAGCUCCCCCUUAGAAUAUUAUGUUUUCUGCCCUUCUGGUCUUUAGGUUUUUCUCUUAGGUCAUUUUCCUUUACAGCUGUUCAUAUUAUUAGUCUCUCCAGUGUGUUUUUCCCAUGGUGUUUGAGGUUUUUCUCCCCCCUGAGAUUAUUAAGUUAUGUUUUUCUGCUCUUCUUGUCUUUAGGUUUUACUCUUAGGUCAUGUUAGUUUUCCUCCCUGAUUAGUAACUCAGUUCACCUGGUCUCUCUCCCCACACACCUGCAGGUCAUCUCCCUCUCAUCCUCCCCAGUGUGUAAAGCCCUGUCUGUGUCUCACUGUUUUGUCGGUUCAUUGUUUGGUGUCAGCGUUGUUUUGUUCCUUGUCUCAAGGUUUUGUGCUCUAAGUGAGCUUUCGUCUCCAGGGUUUCAGGACAUUGUUUUUUUUUUGCUUCCUGCCCUUUUGGAUUUUUUUUUGUUCUACUUCCUAAUAAAGGAAUGUUUUCAUUUACAUCCACUCCUGCCUCAUGUCGUUCUGGGAGUCUGCAGUUUGGGCCCAAACCUCCUCCGGACUCGCAAUGUGACAAAUAGCUCUAAAUUAUUUUAUAGUUAUUAUUUUAAACACAAAUACAAACAUAAGCAACAGAAAACUAAACUAUUUUUAGGUCAACUGUUGAAGCACAUUCUGGAUUCUCACAAUGUGUGAAAUGAUGAAUGAUACACUGUAGUGUAAAGCGCUCUGGAGUCCUCUGACUCGGAAAGGUGCUAUACAAGUGCGGGUCAAUUUUUUGUCCGUAUUUCUUAUUGAAGCAUGCCCUGAACUAAACUAGACAACAGUUUAACUAAAUGAAGUGGAUACAAAUGUUGGAUUCACACCAUCACAAUUUAAGCGUUAUUAUUAGUAGUAGUAUUCACUGCAAAUGUGGUUGGUUGCAGAGGGCGUUGCACACAUAAGCCACAACUCUAGGGUGACAUACCCACUUGAGCAGAACUUUAUAAGUAGGCCUACUUGUUUAAAAAAGUUAAAAUAAAAUUCAGAAUUAUAUUUUCCAUGCUGAAAGAUGAAAAAUGUCCCUGAUGUUCUCAUAAAGACCCCGGCCGUUCAGUACAACGUGGCGAACAAACGUUUUUGAAUAUGUUUCUUGACCUCAAGGUGGCGUCCUAUAACAAGCAUAUUAACAUUUCAUUUUGCACCAUUUAAACGAAACUUUUUUCUAUAUCAGCAUUUUAUUUGACAGCCUGACAUGUUUAUUUAACACAUCACAAAUCAGACUCAUGAACGUUUUGUAAACAUUCUUUUCUGACUGAAAAUAAAAUAUAUAAAUCGUUAAAAUAAAAGUACAAAUCAUCUUCCACAUAUUGCAAAGGGCAGACAUUUAUGUGGAAUCAAGCAUGCCUUGUAUUUGUUUUGUCGCUCUAUGGAGCUCUGGGUGGAAGAUGAUGAAGGAGACCUGAAAUGGAUCCAGUCAGCAGCGCUGCAGGUGGCUGGCCCUGUUUUACUGGACUCUCCAGCCUCCACCCUGAGACACCGGCGGAGACUAGACAGAGUCAAUGAGGAAAAGAGAGCUGACAGAACACCGGUUCGGAGUUUUUCUGCAGUGUAGCGUCAAAUAAAAUCUUCCCUUUAUGGCACUCAGCAAUGAUGACAAGCAAGAGGACGCGGAGGAGUGCCCCGUGUGCUAUGAGAGUCUGUCUGGCAGCGAGCGGACGCUGAGCUGCGGACAUGUGUUCUGUCACGACUGCCUAGUGAAAACGCUGGUCAGCAUUCACAGCAACGGGAACGUCAGGGACACGAUUGUUUGCCCCAUCUGCCGACAUCUGACUUUCAUCAAGAGACAGAAGGAAGCGUUGAUCGCAGCAAACAAGAAUCCAGAUGAAGGACAGACCCUGGAGGUGCCUCUUCCUCUGAGACCAGGGCAGCCCCAGAGCGCACAGCGCUCCAGGAGCAGCUUCCAGAGAGGAGUAACCUGGAUGGCCCACGGCUUUAGGAGCGUGUUUCAGCGGAUCCGUGCUGUUAGGUUGAUCAGCCCCAACCAUAACGCAUGUCAGAUCUUCAUCAUUAGCGCGCAGGGGCGACCUAUGGCUGAGGAAGACGCGCUGGAUGUUGUGGUGACGGUGGUUCAUCCUCAGCGCAGGAGGAGACGCAGGAUUUGCACAACAGCGCGCUGCUUGCUCGUCUUGCUUUUGGCUUUUACUUUACUGGCACUAGUGGCUGCGACUUUACCCUGGAUUUUAUUGGCAUGACCCGAGGACGUCCGGACUGGAGUGCCAAGUGGAAAUAUUUAGAAGACCUUUAAAGAAACUGUAUUUAUGCUCAUCCUUGUUGAGAUGGUUGUGAGUUUGGCAGGAUAAGAAAACGUGCUUUGUUAAUAUGAUGCGAUGUUUGAGUCAGGUGUGGUUGUAAUUGUUUCAGACUCAUCUUUGGCCCACGUGCGGUCUCUAGCUAUGACCACUGAAGCAAAUGAAAAUAUCAGUUCUUCUUGGGAUUAGGCUGUUCUGGUUUGUUGACCGAGGCUGCAAAACACAACUUUGUGGCAAAACUGGACUCAACACACACACAUGUUUCAAUAUAGUUUUGAAAAUUAAAUUGACAAAUUUGCAUUAAUGACGUUUGAUUAAGAAGAAAAAAUUAGUUUAAAAUAUGAAUGAGAUUAAAGGAGGAAACAUUAAAGGAGAACUCAGCACUUCAUCUAGUGAAGUUAAAACAAUGUACAGAGAGAGGCUUUCAACUGUAUCAUAACUGAUGCACCCGUGGCAGUCUAAAGGAGAUGAACCACUAUCUGGUUGCUGUAAGGAGACACUGCAAGGCUGAUUAGAUUACUUCAAGGUCACCUCAGUUGUUUAGAUGUGCAGCUCUGACUGAACUUUAAUGAAAAGGGAGACAGCGUUGGAAAAGGUGGGUCAACAAUGAAAAGAGGUCACUUAUGACUAAACUAUUAAGGUGUGUAACAGAUUUGCCUUGUGUGUCACCAUAUUCCUCUCACACACACAAAAACACACCUCGGAUCUUGUGGUGAUUCUUCAGGCAUGCUGCUGGACCAGUUCCACAAGUCACACGCGUGAACUGACUUGUGCCUUUGAACAAAAACGGAUUUCUGCACCUGCCAGGAUGGCAGUGAUUGAUUUCCUCUCAGCUUGUUAGACUGACCAGUUUUUGAAUUCUCGAGUUGGAUGUUCAAGAACUUUCUCCAGGUUUGAUGAAGAACGUUUAUGAUAAGAAUGAAGCAGAUGUUCCAGACUCACCUGCAUUUUUAUGUACAACCGAAGGAAAAACCAUUUAGAUUUUCUUUUUGCCGAAUUUAUAAAACAGAGUUUAAGAGUGUAAAAACAUGUCAUUCUGUUGAGAAUUUACAGAAUCAUUGAUUUCGGAUAAAUGACAACAGGAAGUAAAAAUCACUGUGCAAAAC
Nothobranchius furzeri (turquoise killifish) is the source of this 4476-nucleotide messenger RNA. RefSeq names its product RING finger protein 222. The record is from RefSeq and is a predicted model, not a curated record. Lineage: Eukaryota; Metazoa; Chordata; Actinopteri; Cyprinodontiformes; Nothobranchiidae.